UUUAAAAUUAUUUUUUUGGAAACUUUCCCAAAAUCAAAAUCCAAAAGCUGUUGAUACACGAAGAUAGCCCUUCUCUCCAGCUCGUUUUCUCAUUUUCAUCUCUGAAAAAAUAAUAAGGAACACAUUUUGCCUACAUAUACGAACAUAGAUACGUACAUCUGUUCUCCAUUCAGCUCUAUCGUUUAAUCGAUAAACGGGAAAUUUGCAAAAGAUCCAAAUCCAUAUAAACUCUCUCUUCAUCCAGGACAGAGUUUGAGCCAGAGCUAUUGGGUUCAGCUGAACCCUUAGCUUUAAUUGUUCAUCAGAAUGAGCUCGGGGAUUGAUGAUGGAAGCUCCACCAAUUGCGCAUCAGAAGCUCGAAAGCAUUCAAGAAUAUCAUAUUCGAGAGAGUUUUUGUUGUCGAUAAGUCGACUGGAGAUUUGCGAGAAGUUGCCAAGUGAAUUUGAUCAGUCGAUCCUGAGUGAAUUUGUGGACAUUUCACAUAGCAUACAAGACCGCCAAAGAGUACCUGGCAGCUUGCCUUUGCAAGGGUUUAGACGUACUGACUAUAGUUCAUCCCCACCUACUCGUGGGGAUUCCAGUAGUUAUUCACGAGGCAAUUUUGGAAGAUGGGAAAGCCGUUCCUCUGGACGGAGUGAUCGAGAUAACGAGUCACAAUCUGAUCGGGAUUCAGAUUCUGGUUGGAGAUCUGGCAAUCAAGCCCAGCACACUCGGCAGAGUUCUGAGCAUGAUGGGCUUCUUGGAAGUGGUUCAUUUCCAAGGCCGUCAGCAUAUGCAUCUGGAAUAUCUGCACCUAAGGUCCGAGCAAGCAAUAACUAUCAAUCUAACAAGAGCAACGAGCCAUAUCAUCCUCCUCGCCCUUAUAAGGCGGGACCUCACUCUCGAAGAGACACUGAUGCGUUCAAUGACGAGACUUUUGGUUCAGUUGAGUGUACGAGUGAGGAUAGAGUGGAAGAGGAAAGAAGGAGAAGAGCUUCCUUUGAGUUAAUUAGGAAAGAACAGCAGAAAGCUCUUCAAGAAAAGCAGAAGUCAAAACUGGAGAAGCAUAAAACCGAGGACAUCUCGGUACUGCUGGAAGAGACUAAGGAGGAUAGAACGUUUUUGGACAAAAAUAGUGAAGCAGAUGGGAUGACCACACAACCUUUCGCAACCAGUGAUCUGGGAAAAUCUUCUUUUCCUUCACAGAAUCCACCAGCUAGACCGCGUGUACCCCCUGGCUUUAAAACCACUGUUUUGGAUAAGAACUCUGGCUCAAGUUUGAGCCAUUCACGCGUGGCAGAGGUUGGACAACCUGACACUGAAGAAAGCCCAUUGGAAGCCAAAGCCUAUGCUGCCCCGAACGGUGUUCUUCAGAGUGUAGAGAGACAGAGCUUGCAAGAAAUUAGUUCAAGUUAUAAACUUGAAACUAGGAGUUUGCAUGCAUCAACUCUGAAGAAGAAUGACCAAAUUGCUAAUCUUUCAGCAAGAUCAGAUAUUUCUGAUGGGAUACUUGGCAUGGAAGAUCGUUUAAAUCGGAUUACCAGUCAUUUAGAGUUCCACGAAGCCUUGGAAGAGCCUGAAAUUAUUGAAAACAGUACUCAGCCUUCUGGUAGCAAAUUUGAUGAGUCUAGCCCCAACCCUUCAACAUCAAUCUUGGAUAAGAUAUUUGGAGGUGUUGUAGCAAUUAAUGUUGGCGACUCUGAGGCUCCAAUUGUGAAUGACAAUAUUAAACCGAAUGACAUGUUGGGCUCCAAGGCUAUAGAAUCUUCGAAGUUCUCUCAGUGGUUUAUGGAAGAAGAUAGGAAGCCACCAGAAGAUUCCUCGUUAAGUAGGCCAAACGAUUUGCUUGCCUUAAUUGUUGGCGGCGAUAAAACCAGAUCACAAGCUUUUGAUGGAAAUGUUUCAGAAUGCUUUCCAUCUGAAAAUUUCAUUCAGAGUACUGAGCCUACAAGUAAGGUCACAUUGCAUAUGCCUUCUGCACCACCUGGGAUAUCUGAGCCUAUGUAUGAGUCUAGUAAAAGGGAGGCAGCCCCGUCGAUCUUUACUUGUGAGGACCUUGAGCAUAAAAUGCUGUCAGAGUUUGGUGAAAAGAGUUCUAAUCUGCAUUUUACUUCACAAGGUUGCGGUACUAAUCGCUUAGACACUGAAGAACAACCCGUAAUUGUGGACAGCCAUGCAUCUCAACACCUCCUUUCAUUAUUACAGAAGGGGCCAGAUCAUACAAAUAUGACAGAGAAGGGCAGUACUGGCACUGAAGCCAGGAAUGGACAUGUUAAGUUUACCGUGCAUGACCGAUCUAAGGAGGAAGAUACCAGGGAUCCUCAAGCUUCAGGAAAAGCAGUUACACUUGAAACGCUUUUUGGAACUGCUUUUAUGAAGGAGCUGCAAUCUGUACAAGCUCCAGUUUCAGUUCAGAGGAGCUCAGUUGGUUCUGCACUAAUUGAUGGUUUGGAGACACGCAAGUCAUCCUUGUCUGGUUUUGAUGACGGCCUUUUUUCUUCCAUAAGUGAUGGUAUUGGACCAAAAGGAGGCGGUAAGGAGAACAGGCUCUUGCAGUUGAAUCACAGAGGUCAAACCAAGCUGGAUGAGCCUCAAACCUGGUUGGGAUAUGAAAAUUCUCAGUAUGAAGUUAAAUCAAGGCACCCGAGUGAAAUGUUUUCCAAGAGUGAGGCUGUUGAAUAUCACCUGCCUGCAGAAGACUUAAUUAGUGCUCGUGAUCAUUUGAGUCCCCAGGUCUCAAUGGUUAUGCCUGCAGGAAUUUUGAGUAAAGGAGACUUGACAACUGGUAGUGGCGCUGGCGGUGAUGGAAGGUCUUUGAUGAGUGAAGGUCUGCCCUUCCCACGUGUUUCCUAUGAUCAGAUGGAGUCUGAAAUGCCAUUGCACCAUAUUCGUGCUCAACCAUCUACUUCGCAAUUUCAUCCCUUGCAGAUGAGUCAAGGGAAGCCAUUGUUUCAUCCUAUGGAUUCUGGUCCUGCUCAUUUAAAUCCUCAGAUUUUCAAUGGUCCAGAAAGCAUGGCUCUACAUGAUGCUCCUGGUCGUCAGUUUGCUGGAAAUAUGAUGCGACCUCCAUUUCACCACCCUAAUGGUGGACUGACAGGGUUUGAUCUCCCCGUUCACCAUCCUAUGCUGCAGCAGAUGCGGAUGGCUGGAAAUAGCCCUCCUCGUCUGCUACACGACCGUCUAAGGGGUGCACAGGUUCCUUCACAUCUCAGUAAUCAAGCAGCUAGCAUCAUGCAGGAAGUUAACAGAAUUCAAGCAUUCCCUUUUGCGCCACACCAAGUCAACAUUAGUGGCCAAGCUGUGCAAAUGCCAGCUCCAGAUAUCAACACCAGAAACAUUCAUCCAGAGGCCUUGCAAAGGCUUGUUGAGAGGCAACUUGGGGCUUCUAAGCAGAUACACCCUUUUGCUGCUGGCAAUGUCCAGGGGAUGCACGGCCACGAGCUUGACAUGGGAUUGCGAUAUAGAUAGUUGAUCAUGGAAACUCAUCUUCAUUGCAGCGUUCUGCAGGGUACAAUGUGGUGUUUUUUUUUUGUUUGGUGAUAACCGAGAAUCCACUGUUUACAGCUUCGAAACUCGUUGGAUAGGUCGGUUCCCCUACCCCUUCUCCACUUAAAUUCGAUAAUUUUUUUCCCAACAAGAAUCGGACCUGUGAGGUGCGCCUGCCACAUCCCGUGUUGUACUACCUAUACCGUUGCACCAACACCCUUGGGCGCAACUGGGUACCAUGUUCGCCUUUCACUUUUUUAUUUUUAUUUGAGGGCUUGGUAUAAACUCCUGGGAAGUGUAAUUUUAGAUUUUAUUUUCGUGUACCAACUCCGAGGGUCUCCUGGAAACAGCCUCUUUGCCCCUCGGGGUAGGGGUAAGGUCUGCGUACAUAUUACCCUCACCAGACCCCACUUGUGGGAUUACAUUGGGAUGUUGUUGUUGUUGUUGUUGUACUUGGUAUGUUUCUCAUCUUGGCAACAGGUUAAUAGUGGACGAAAAAGGGGCUCUAUAUCAACAUUUCUGAUUCUUGUGCAU
Nicotiana tabacum (common tobacco) is the source of this 3999-nucleotide messenger RNA. RefSeq lists its product as uncharacterized. The record is from RefSeq and is a predicted model, not a curated record. Lineage: Eukaryota; Viridiplantae; Streptophyta; Magnoliopsida; Solanales; Solanaceae.